GCCUUUUGUGAGGUCAGGCUUAAAAAACAAAACAAAAAAAAAAACGGGAUGGCUUGAUGCCGGCUGUCUAUUUUUAGAGAUGUUGCUUGCGCCUGGUGUUGAGAGGCCUGUCGCUGGUGCAGAAAUAGCUGGUGGAAGGACAACUAUAUUUGGCACUGACGUACUCUGGCCUGCUUUUGAUUUCAGAGCUUGAUUCUAGCCUGCCAACAAGUUUCUGGUGGACCUGGAAUCUCAUGCGCCUUAUAACGUUUGAUUAAACUGCUUUGCCUCCGAACAUUCCUGACAUUUACAGAACGCGCAGCAUCCGCGUGUUCCCUGGCAUUAAGGCGAAGGAAAAAUAUGAUGCGCAAAUUAUAAACAAACAUUCCAGCCUACAUGUACAUCUCUAAACACGCAAAGUAAACAUACAAAUGUGAGAAGUGUGAAAUGGAGGGUUAGACGAUUUUUUAAAAAAACGCAACUGUUACCAUAUGACCUUUGACAUCAACAACUUCCACUUCUGAAUCGGAAUUAAAGAUUUCGUUACUGUCGGUCCUGAAGAGACUUCGAUUGACUUGACUGAAAGCAAGAGGCGACUAUGUAGGGUUAAGGAGAAAGGAAACAUGAUCAAACAUCACAUAGACGAUGACUGCACAGAGUAAAAACAUGGAGCGUGUAGCAACACUACCCCCUCCCUCUGCUGCCGCGCGCAGCUGCUGCUUGCGUCUGUGGUGUGGCGGUGACCCUAGCAGCACGUUACAGCCCGGCGUGACACCGCCAUGGCUCGUGCAGUAUGCACACUCAAGCGUAUCACAACUCAAGAAAACUGUGCACCGGCAGGAAAGGAAACUGUGGGCUAAGACGACAAAGAAUUUUUGUGAGGAUGGUAUUGGGUGAGAGGAGGACUGGCAAGCGCAAAUGUGGCUACCAAGAGGACUGACCCACUACAAACAGUAACAGGAGGGAUUUAGAGUUGAUGGUUUGAUAUAUACCAUUCUAUAUAAUUUAACUUUGGUCAAAGUUGUCAGGAUGUUUUUGUGUUUGUGAUUUUUCCCACUAACCAUCAGGCACAAGAGUUGGUUGUUUUUGUUUUUUUUUUGGGGGGGGGGAAUGCCUAUGUUUACUAAACAUAACUUUAAUAAUAUAUCAUAUAUUAAAUUAACCAUCUCAAGGGUUGUAUGUGUCUACUACAAUAGUGCUAGAAUAGUUGGACACUAUAUAAUCACAAACUUCUAUACACGUCCAUGAUGUAAUAGAGACUUGGUUUAUAAGGUGUGAGAUAUAUAUAUAGUUACAUUACUUGCUAGAGUGUAUAAAAAUGUAUAAAGAUAUUCGAAUAAAAGAUGCGAUUGAUUAGUUCUGGCUUUAUAAAAUGAGGAAAUAUUUUUAAAUAAAAUGACUUACUGCAUUUUAACUGAUUUAAUUGACCUAAAGAAGUGGAUUGCACGUGAAGCCUUCACUAUAUUCGAUCGUGGCACCGUUGGGUAAUCAUACUUGGGAGCAGGUCGAAGGCUGGGCUGCUUGUUGCCUCCCCGAGCCUGCGUACUACGCUCAUCUUCAUAAAACUUGAUAAUGUAUGAUGCUUUUUCUGGCUUCCUCUCUCCAUACGUUAGUACUCAGGGAUGGGAUUGUUUGCGAACAUACCUUCAGCUGCGGCCGCCAUGAUGGCUGUGUUUCUAUCUGACCAGCAAGAGGGAGCCAGCUGAAGAGGCGGUGGUCAUGUGAAAGACGGAGAUAGAGAAUCGGGGGUCCGGCGAAAUGCCAGGUGAGACACUGAUGGACACCAGAGGGGAGUUGUACCAAGCAUAGGCGCUGUGGUAGAUUUAUUCACGGGGUGCCAAGUGGGUCAUCUGCAGGGUGAGGCACUUUUCUUCAAGAAGCGAACCGUACCGUAGCGUCUACUGUCUGUAGUUACUCUCUCCGACAUGAAACUGUGUCGAUGAUGAUCGUGACGUGUCUUUUUAGACGACGACCGAUGUCCAGAGAUCGUUACGACUGACUGUAGGCCAUUGAUUACAAUCCCUCACGUCCUCCCUUACCUUCUCUCGCUUUGUGCCUCGCACACAGUCUACUCAUUCUUGCUUUCCUAUCAUUGCGUUCUUCUCGCGUAGUGCUCGCCGAUGUUGCUCCGUAACCAAAUGGCUGGACUGGCGUUUUAUGACGCAGUCCUGAACAAUGAGCUAGCCCAGCUGAAGCGGCUGGUGGCCCAGUACAAGCUGGACUUGAACGCCAAAUUCCAGCAGGUGCGAAAGAAGAACCACGCCGACCUGUGCCCCAUACACUUGGCAGCCUACAGGGGGUACAACUUUAUGUUACAAUACUUGAUUGAAUCCAAGUGCGACGUCAGCCUUACCACCACAACUCUUAGACGAACUGCGCUGCACUUUGCCGUCCUGCGACAUCGGAUCGGCUGCAUUCUCCUGCUCAUCAAUGCUGGUGCCAAGCUAGACGCAAAGGACACCUUUGGCAAUACACCUUGUCAUUAUGCGGCGGAUGAUGGGCACUGCCAGAUCCUGGAUGUCCUGAUACGUAAAGGUGUCAACGUCAACAGCCAGGACAUCACCUCCAAAACACCCCUUAUGAAGGCUGUGCGCAACAACAAAACAGAUGCUGUCCUGCGGCUGCUACGAGCCAGUGCAGACCUCAACAUCACAGACCGCAACAGUGACAUGGCCUUGCACUAUGCUGCCAGAAAUGGUUGUACAGAUAUCAUUGAUAUUCUUCUGUCAGGGGGCAGCUUGAUAGAUGUGCAGAACUACUGGGGACGCAGCCCACUGAUGGAGGCAGUUUGCUACAACCAUAAGGAAAGUGUCGCCCUCCUCAUCUGUGCGAGCUGUGACCUUAAUCGCCGUGAGUUUAAAACAGGCGAAACAGCACUGCACAUUGCUGUGAAAAGAAAUUAUGUCAGUGUCGUCCAUCUGUUACUGCAAGCAGGCACUCGUCAUGACAUAUACAACCACCAAGGAGAGACAGCUUUCUACGAUGCAGUAGUGAGCAACAAGAUGGAUAUACUGCGAUUGAUGAUUGCAUUCAACUGCAGAUUAGAUGUUCCCCCGAAGUACUUUCCCAACGGUGUAUAUAAAUCCAUUUUCCAACUGGCAGCAGAAAAGGGGCACCUGGAAACCUGUAGACUUCUGGCUGAUCUUGGAUACAUUGAUUACUCUGCCAGGAUAUACUUUUAUGCUAACUACGUGCCAUCACGACCCAGUGAGAAUGAUGAUACACUGACCUGGCUUCGAGGAGCCAUGCAACGUGUAGUUCCGUUGCAGCAGCUUUGUCGUAAGGUGAUUCGAAAGUAUGCUGGUCACGACUUACCUAACAAAGUGGAGUGCCUACCCACGCCUCGUGCCCUGAAGGACUAUGUUCUCAUUAAAGAUGUCCUUGAUCAGACAAAGAUUUCAUAAUAACCCAGAAACUACUUGUGAAGUCAUGUGUGUGAAUGUAUUUUGGUCUCUAUAGAUUGUUUGCAUGUGAUGAAAGGACCAACAUGCCUUGUCUUAAAAUAAUUAGGAAGCCUGCAAAUUUAAAAAAAAAUGUGUUAUUGUUUUUGGAUUUUUAUUAUUUUCUUCUCUUUUUUUUUUUUUUUUUUUUUUACCAGUUUUCAGAAUCAACAUUUUAUUUCAGAAUCUUCCACUAGUCUUCUAUAUAAAUCUUAAAGACAGCAGUAAAUUCCAAGCUUCUUUUUAAUUAUCUCAGUAGCACACCUUUUUUGGGUAGGAGCAAAAAAUGGCUCACCUGGAUUUCCUGGGGCUUAAGAUCGAUUGUAUCUCAGUAUGUGAACUAAAAGUAUGUUCAAUGCAAGGAGAAUAGGAGGGAGAAUAAACAUGAAGGCUCAAAGUCACAAGUGAUGAGGAUAUCAGCCCUAAGAACAGCUAUGAGUAAAGUCUCCAUGCAGUGCAGCAAUCAAACCAACUUUUUGAUCAUCCAGGUUCCCAAAUGCAUAAAGCACUUGGAAGGUGAAUAUAAAAAUUAGAAGUAGCUCGUCCUUCAGUGUAAAUCGGAGCUAUUUUUGUUGAGGAAGACCUUGGUUUAACUGCCCAUCUUUGAAGCAUCUGGGGAAAUUUGCAUUUCUGGGUUUGAAAUAAUGCUAUGAAAUACAAAUACUAAGUGGGGCCACUGAGGGAAGUACUGUGGUCCUUAACUGCAGUAAAGUUGGACCAACAAUGAGAACUUGCCAGGUUGUAUUGUGGGGGGCUGGAUCUAACAACGGUUCUUCCGCUGCACUUAUGCUAGCAGGUUUUGUCUCAGUAAAUCAGAAAGUAUUAAUGUUUUCAUCCAGGAAGUCCUACACAUCUGUCAUUGGCAUCAAAUUUUGUUUGCUCAAAUGAUGUGGCUAUGCCCUUGCUAUGAGAUGGUCAUAGUGUCAUUAAAAGAAAUCUAUAUGAAGUUUUACAUGGAUAAGAUAUCUUUGCUGGUUAUGAAAAUGCUGUUUUGACAUGGGAUUAGUUUUUUUGCCAGAUGUUAGUAAAUUUAAGUUGAAGUUCUCUUUUGAACACAAGGAUGUACAGAGUGAAUGGCUGUGAAAGUCUGAGCUACACACCUGACUGGCCUAGGCAGUAGAGCAGUUACCUGUGAUUUACUUAUCAGUUAAUUGGCAGCAUUUACUUGGCUGUAUAAGAAAGUGUCAUUUGCUGCACAUAUUUUUACUCCCAAGAGUAAAUGCCUUGAUGUGUGUUACCAUGUGGUCAAAAGGCCAUUGAACUGGCAACACUUGGAUGAAGAAGAGAGAAAAGGUAACACUGUGCUGUUCAGGCCAGCCAUCGCUUUAUGUGCACAACCUUGUACAAGACAUAGUCCACUUUCACAAAGCCCCUUUUGUACAUGUUUUGGGGGGAGAUGAAGUAUGGUACUAUUGCUUACAAUGUUUAUUAAUUAAGAAAAAGGCAGAUUUAUCAUGCCGUGACUGCGAAUUACCAGUUAUUUUUUACUGCUGUUGACCUUGUGUUUACACUCAAACACAGGAGAAUAAUCUCAGCCACUAUUACAGGGGACAGCCCAAAACUGGGAAGGAAAAAUACUUAAUUAAAAAAAAAAUUACAUUUAAAUAAACUGUCGCUAUUGUGACACUACUGUGACACUGUAUGUCACUAUUGAUAAAAAAACAAACUUGAUGGCUUUUUUGUACAAGGUUGUGCACAUUUGGAUUGUGAUACAAUAAUAAAUCUUCAACAUGAUGUUGAUAAAUGUAUAAACAUGUAAAAGAGAAAACUCCCUAUUCCAGACCAAACAUUCUGUUGCUUUGAAGAAGGCUUGAAGAGAACAUGAAGAUAUAGAAGGGAUUCAUGUAGAAAAUACCUGUAGAAGUGAUUGCUAAGUAAACUAGUAUUCUUAAAGGCUGAUGCAACUGUAAAAAAAAUUGUUGGGUUUUUUUUUUCAAAUAAGUGGGCUUAGUAUGUUUCAUUAAAAGAUGCUCAUUCCCAAAAUCUUUGUGAAAACUGUUCUGUUCACAAGAUGCAAACCUUUGAACAUUGCAGCAUUAACUUGGAUUUUAGGGAGAGUUAAAGACCAUAUUGUAGUGUCACAAAUGUCAGCUCACUUCACCAUUUAGAAACAUUGAGAAAGAAACAUUUAGGUCAGUUCACGUGCACAUUCAUAAAAUUAAAGUUCACUAUACAUUUUUGCAACAUAAGUUUGUGUUCUGCUGAUUUGUUGGAUUAGCCUUUGAGACACCAUAGUGUCUGUCUGGCAUACCUAUGCUUAAUGAAAUAAAGCAGCAGAAGAAGGUCAAAGCUAGCAAAACAAAAAGUUGAAGCAGAACAAGAGGUAGAUCAAUCAGGAUUCAAUGAAAAUUAGGAUUAUUUUUUUAAUUGAAAUAUAUCAUUAGAUAUUCACCAUAAUAAAUAAUAUUUUCAGAGAGUGGCAUAAUAUGUUUAUACAAAAUUAUGUUUAUGUAAAUAUCACAAACUAGUAGCAUUAACAGCACAUAUAUUUAGUACAUUUAAUAAAAUUAUAAUUAUUAAUCACAUUCCAGCAAUCAAGUUAAAGAUGCAUAAUCUGAUAGCCUUCAUCAACUCGUUCUUAAGACUGUAUAAAGGAAAAUGUUACAGGUUUUUUUUAGCUUUGGUGUAGGGAGGUUUUCCACUUCAAAAUAACGGGUGUCAUUGUUUAUUUUUUUUCUUCUCAUUGAUUGUUAUUCAGACUUUGUGCAUGCUUGAUCCAUUUAAAUGUUCAUAAGAUGUGCAUGAUUAUAUUUUCUGCAAAAUUUCUUAUUAGAAGAAGUUACUGUUUCUUCUUCCAGAAUUUACAUUGAAAAAUACACUGGAUUUUCUACAAUGUGAUCUUUGUUGUCUAAGCUUAAAUAUGUUAAUCAGUUUGCUGUUGACAAUGUUUGAUAAAUGAAUAAAAUUAGUUGUUAAGGAGAGAAGUUUCAGCAGCAAUGUAGUGAUAGAAAUGUGAAAUUUAGUCUUGUUAAAACUGUGUGGUGUUUGUUUCAGUGUGCUGUAAUGUUUAAACAAAAAUGGAAACGGCCAUUGUGCAGUUUUUAACAUUUUCUGUAAUAUCAUAUGUAAAUAUCAGAACAUUUUUAUUGUAAAUAAGGGUACAUAAAAUGCGGUUUUAUUUCUUUUGUUGUUUUUGGCUUCAGAAAUGUCCAUCUGUAUCCCUCCAAGAUAUACCACAAAAAUUUUUUGCAUUUUUGUUGAUCUCAUCUUGGACUGGAUGCUUGGAAUUUCGUUCAUUACUGCUUCUUUUUUUUUUAAAAAUCCAUCUGGACAGUAGCCAAAUACCUAUGUGUACAUAGUACACAGCAUUUUCGUUGUUUAUGAGUUUAGACAUCUCAUGCUAUGUCUAACUACAAAUGCCUGUAGAUCAUUUAUUACUCAUAAAUGUGGAUUAUAAUCUAUACCAUUACUCAAUCUAGAUCAGGUACAUACACUUGCAUGUGAGAGUGUGUGCUUUUGUCUACACAAACAUUAAAAUUAGAGAUUAAACAAAAAAAAAAAAAUACUGGCAUGUGCACCUACUGACACACACAUGCAAGUUAAUGCCCACGAGCACACACACUUGAUCUCUUCUACUCUCACAUCAUGAGUGAUAAUUUGUUACAGUGUACUGUUUUCAUAAUAAUUUAUAUAAAAAUCUUAAUGUAGUAGUGAUGUUUUAUUGCAAAAUACUCCCUUAAGUGUGCCUUUUCACUUAAAUUGCACAUUUAUGUGAGUCUUUUUGCAAAUGUAUUUGCUUACUUUCUGAUUUUAAAAAUGUUUUCUCUCCAGACAUGCCUAAAUACUGUUGCUAUUUAAAGUAUAUAUUUGCCUCUCUUUCUAGCAUAAACAUUUACACAUAUAUGAAUCUGUGCAUGCAUGUUUACUCUCUCACCAUGGACAUGUAAUACAAGUUCAUGCUCUCACGUAAUAACAGCCAGGGGAAAUAAUAUGAUUAAUAUAAUUUGCAUGAUGACUAUAUGCGAACAACAGUUAAAGUUAUGUCUGUCAGGCCUGUAUUGAGUUAUACAUAGUUCUUUAACGCAACGAAUGGACACCACUCAAGCAUGACAUAUCUCUCUGUCAAACCGUAUGGAAGCUUGUUCUAUGUUCUGUUUUGAUGUUCAUGCUGUGAGUUUUAAACUGCACUCAUUAUGUUAAAACGUAGAUUUUUAUUAAAACUUAAUUUCAGGGGAAACUUGAAGAGGUUGUUUUUUUUUAAGUUUUACAGUAACUUUAUAAAUGUUGAAUUAAGUUCUAGAUAAGCAACCUCAAUCUGUUGAGUUCAUAAGAGGAGGUGUAGUCUCCCUUGUUCAGUCACAGGUAAUUGAAAGAGAAUACAAAGGGAGAAAAACCAUGGAAAAAGGAGUAUGACAAAAAUAAGCAUAGAUGAGCGCAUUUAUGUUUUUAUCAUUGUGUGAAGACUAGAAUCAUAAAAACUAAAAACUGUCCCAAUCAGUCAUUAUACUUAUCAAAACAAUUUCCCCCUACAUGUUCUCACAAUUAGAUAAGGUAAUAAACAACAAUGGCCAGAACUUACAAGCUUUGACACCUUUAUAACUGAGCAUAUACAUUGUGUACUAUAUGCAACAUAAACUUUCAAAAAUAUGCUAUCUUCAUUGAUGUAUUUUUAAAAUUUUGAAAUGGUGAGGUCCUCCUCCACUUAAAUCAAGACACGAACUGAAAGUAAACAAGCACACGCUUUUUGUUGUUCUGUAAGUCUGGUUUAAUUUUUCUCACUCUUGUUUAGUUUCAAGUUUUAUUAGAUGAAAAAAAAAAAAGAAAACAUUUGAAAACAUUAUUAAAUACUGUUUCAGGCAUUGUAAUUGUUUAUAUGGAAGGUAGUGAAGUUGUGAUAUUAAUUCUGCGACAGGCAAGUAUUGUUUUUUGUUUGGCUACAUACACAUGCAUAGGUGUGCAUUCACACACUCACAGUGUACCUGCCAAAAAAGGGCUGAACUUUUCAGGGCUUUUUAAACUAUUUAAGGUUGUCUUCAUUUUUAUGGUAUCUCUGUUGCACAUUAUUUGUGAAUGACCACACUGAGUUCUAAGCAAUGUCUUGAUCUCUAGGUUUGACAGCUAUAUCUUAUUUAGAUGGUUACAUUGUUAUGUAUGAGCUUUUGUAGUUGUUUAUACAUUGCAUUUGUAAAGUCAGGCAAAAAAUAUUCUCCAACUUGGACAAAAGGGCAUCACACAUCUAUGAUGGCAACUUUGUUUUUAAUGUUUUAUUAAAAGAUAUUUCAACCACUAAACUAAUCGGAGGGCUAUUCUUGUGUCUGAAACACUAAAUAGUUACAAUCCUCAAGUAAUAAUUACUUGUCACAUUUUUGGUGUAUGUCUUUAAUAUGUAUAUUUGACAGUUUCAAGCCAGGAAGAAUGUGGUCCGUCAUAAUUUAAGUUUUUUUUAUAAAAGAAAUGAUGGUGUGUUUAUGAUCACUUUUGAAAGAUUUAUGCAGUCAUUCCCAUAUUAUAAGACAUAUAAUGGCCCAUGGCAGAGUCCAUAUUUUCUAAUGUAUGGCUGCUGUUUAAGAAACUACUCAUCUCUCUCUUACCUCUGUUAAAAACACACAGAAAUUGGAUUUUACACAAACAUUGAUUUCAGGCUGCAUGCCUAUACUUAACUGACAUUGUUUGGAAAUCAUGCCUUUUUUUCUUUUUGCUUGAAGGUAAAGGCAAGUGAAAUAGUUGCUGAUAUUCUGCUUCCUUUCAAUCAUGAUGUGGAAGGCUUCCUUUAACAAUUAAGCAAUGUACAUGUUAAAACACACACACAUGUACAUUUACAGCUUAAGCUUGAUGCUGAUUUAAAAAAAAACUGUGGUUAAGACAAGAAAAGUUGAACAAUUUAGUCAGUCAUAUAUUUGAGAAAAAAAAAAAAUUUUAAAACCCCAAAUUUGAGCACACACUACCUUUUAAGCCUAAUUAGUUAACUUGCUAUUUUACUUGCCAUUCCCUUUAACUGGAAUUGUUUAGAAAUGUCUGUCCUGUAGUGACAGAGAUGAUAUCUUAUUUAAUCCCUUUUUAUGUGUAUUGUUGUUUAAAGGCUGAGACUUAAAGCAUGAUUUGGAAUGGGAAAAUGACUUAAUUGAUGCAUGCAGACAAUAACUUUAUAUAUAUAUGUAGACCUUUGUGUUGAUGGUUAACACUCCUUCACUGUUUAGAUGAAACAAACACUUUUGAUUAUUUGUUUUCUGUUCAGAGAGAAGUAUUGACAGGAAACCUGGUUAAGUAUAGCACCACACGAAGACAUGUAAAUGUUUUCAUGUUAUCACGUGUAUUAUAUAGUUCAACCAAGAGACACGCAGGUUCCACACACUUGUGGUGCAGCAAAUAGCCCCUAGUCAAUCCAGCUGUCAGGAAUGGGUGGCUGAUCCCUUAGGCGUUUGGGGAAGGUAAGGUAGUGAGGGAGAUGAAAUGGGCACCACCCUCACAAAAAGGAGGCCCAAGAAAAUUGAGGUUACUUACUCCCCAAUAACCUAAAAGAGGUUAUAGGAGACAACCUUUGUCUUACUACACAGCUGUCUUGAAAAUGUUGGCUUAAUACCUCCCCCCUAACCCCUCAUCACAUACAAACAUGCAAGCAUAUAUUCAACAAGAAACCAUAAUGUUGUCAACAUGUAAUAUUAAUAUAUAUUUUUUUAAAUUAAGCUGAAAUAAGCUUGCACAAGAUUUUGAUAUUUAAAAGAGAAGAGGCAAGGAAUGAGACAAAAAAAGAAGAGAAAGAAAGCAAGAACUGAGAUGUGAAACAACCAAUUAAUACAGUAACUGAUCAACAAUAUUGCUCUUCAUAAGUAUGCUGCCAUAACCUGACCUUAGUGGCAUUUUACAAAUCCAUAACCCUUUAUCAGUUUCAUAAAUUAGUAUUGUUUCAUAUGUGGAUUGUCACACAAUUAUAGUGAAGAGUUUUGGUGAUGCCAAAGACUAUAAAGUUUGUUUUGAUAAAAAUAUUUUGUUGAUUUAAAUGUACAGUAUUUAUAUGCACUAAGUUGGCAUCUAGAAAAAGAGAUUUCUGACAUUCAUUCUUUUAUUCUGUUAUUAAUUUACCAGGAAUUUCUCACAAACUUUUUAUACAUGACUGAGCACAGCAGAUGAGCAAGGAAGGAUACUGAUAAAUAAACUUAAUAAGAAGCAAUUCAGAUAAUAACUUAAGAUUUUUUUUAAAUUAUACUAAAAUAUUGAAGUUCUGAUGUGUUGUAUGAUUCUUGCACAUUUAUUUUUUCAUAGUUGACUGCCUACUAACAUAUAUGGUGUUUAAUAAUUAAAGACUGUCUAAAUUUGAAAGACAUUAAAUAAUAUAACUGCAAAGGGUUGUGUUUUUUUCCUAAACUGAAAUUUUGUGUUCAAAACCAAAUAAGGCAUGGCUGACAGCAAAGGUUAUUAUGUACAAUGAUUUAUCUGGACAUCUCAGGUUGUGAAAAUAGAUAAUGGCAGAAAGGUAACUGUCACAUCAACCAUGUUGAUGAUCUGUUAAUAGACCACAAAAAAUGUACUUUAUUUAUUAUUAAAUUUUAAACAAAUAUUGAUUGCUUAGAAGCAUAUACUUUACUAUAUGAAAAGCACCCCAUGCCCCAAAUCUGGGGUCAUGUAAGAAAUGAAGUAGAUGAGCAAAAGGACAAGAAAAUCCAAAAUUUUAAAAUGAUGUAGCAUUAUAAUUAAAAUGUCUGGUACUGGGAACACAAAUGCAAUUUAGUCAUUCAAACUCCCAACUUUCCCCUCUUGUUUUGUAAAAGUUUUAUUUUCAAUCUUUCAGAGCUUAAUUUUCAUGCAGGAGAAAAGGUUUUAAAAAGCAACAUUACAAUCAUUAAAACAUAAUUUACCUAAAAUACCUAAAAUUAAAGCUCUAAAUAAUUCCUGUUCAUAUUAUAUAAACCAAAGCAGAAGUGAAAAUGAUCAGAAGAUUCUACAGUAUUUAUAGUGUCUGGUCAUUGUACUUUGUUAAAAGUGUUAGAAAGAAAAUGGUUAACAGCUGCACAUGUAGGCAAUGGCCAAUAAAAUCUUUAAAAUCAAGAAUUCUUCAAUAUGAAGUAGACAUAUUUCGAUAUGUUUGUGUUUCUAUUUAAAGCUAAGAAAUUCCUGUUGCAUGCAUUAAGUCACCAUGACCAAUGAUUUCUAUUACAUCUAUGUCUAUACUAAGUAUAAAUCAAAGAAAAAUUAUACUGUAACUUUGCAAGAUUGAAUGAAGAGUUGAUAAAUCAUUAAUGUCUUUUUUAAUUUUUCCAGGUUUGUUGUUAAUAGUUUUAUAAAAUAUUUUUUAAAAUGUCAGUUUUAGUUGGCUUAGCAUUAACUCUUAUUAUUCCCACCACCUCUUUUUGAGCUUUUUUUAAAAUUUUUGCUUUUGAAGACUAAUUCAAAAAUGUUAUUAUUUAUGCUAUUGAGACUGAGGAUAGGGUAAUAAUUCAUCACUGGUGAACAUUUUCUGUCUUCUUUAUAUAAUGCUUUUAUAACUGUAAGUGAAAUAAGCAGUUCUUGCUAAGUAUCAACAGCAUAGUUGUUGAUAUGUUUGGACAUAAUUGAAAACUUUUGCUCAGACAGGCGUCCAUUGUUUCUAUGCAUGAUGCCUAAACUCUGCAAUCAGAGGACAGCCAAAUAAAUUCUCCUAGACAUA
Pomacea canaliculata is the source of this 12000-nucleotide messenger RNA. RefSeq names its product ankyrin repeat, PH and SEC7 domain containing protein secG-like. Gene Ontology annotation, molecular function: protein binding. Bases 2100 to 3383 code for a protein of 427 amino acids. Gene Ontology annotation, biological process: intracellular signal transduction. The record is from RefSeq and is a predicted model, not a curated record. The transcript has a single exon. Lineage: Eukaryota; Metazoa; Mollusca; Gastropoda; Architaenioglossa; Ampullariidae.